AUGUGUGUUUUGCAGCGCUGUGACAUUGGCGACGCCUCCAGAGGAAGUCUCUCCUCCUAUGCUUACAUCCUCAUGGUGCUGUAUUUCCUACAACAGAGACAACCACCAGUCAUCCCUGUGUUACAAGAGAUAUUCGUUGGGAACACUGUUCCUCAGAGGAUGGUGGAUGGCUGGAACGCUUUCUUCUUCGAUGAUCUUAAUGAGCUGCAGCGGCGUCUGCCAGAGCUCCAUCAGAAUAAGGAGACGGUCGGCGAGCUGUGGCUCGGCCUGCUGCGCUUCUACACAGAGGAGUUUGAUUUUAAAGAGUGCGUCAUCUCCAUCCGCCAGCGCAAACGCCUCACCACCUUUGAGAAACAGUGGACGUCCAAAUGCAUCGCAAUCGAAGAUCCCUUUGACUUGAAUCACAAUCUUGGGGCCGGUGUUUCUCGCAAAAUGACUAACUUCAUCAUGAAGGCCUUCAUCAACGGCAGGAAGCUGUUUGGCACCCCGUUUUACCCUCAGCUGGGAACAGAGGCCGAUUACUUCUUUGACUCGAAGGUGCUGACGGACGGAGAACUGGCUCCUAAUGACCGCUGCUGUCGGAUCUGCGGGAAGAUCGGCCACUAUAUGAAGGACUGCCCAAAGAGGCGCAGAAUGAAGAGAAAGGAGAACGAGCGUGAGGAGGAGGUCAGGGAGGAGGACAGGGAACCCAGAGAGAGACGCUGCUUUCAGUGUGGUGAUAUGGGUCACGUGAGGAGAGACUGUCCCGAUUACAAACACCUCCGUCAGAGAGCAGCGCCAGGACCAGUCCCUCACAUGGUCCGGGCCAUGGCGAGCUCUCAGUCCAUCCCCAUUCCUCAAGGUGCUUCAGUCCAGGAUCGGGCCGGACGGACCAGGCAGCCCUCUGAAUGUUCUGAUACGCGUCAGACUCCUCCGUACUCCCCUCAGCCGUCUCCCUACAGCCAGGCGUCCAUCUCUCCGCAGAACAGCAAGCCUUCCUCUGCAUCCUCUACCUCCAAACCCUCCCAACCGCAGCCGCAGAUUCCCCAGGUCCAGCUCCCCAUCUUCAGCUUCCCCCACUCCCACCCAGGCCAGUAUCACACCGGGCUCUCGGCGCUGGGCCUCCUGCCUGCCCACCCCCAGCAGCCGCCCCUCACCUCGGCCUCCUGGCCCAUCCACGGCCCUCUCAUCCAGGGCUCCGGGGUCUCCGGCCACCCGUCCUCUCCGGGCCUGAAGUUCGCCGUCAGGGACGGCAGAGGCGGGCCAGCGGUGAGCCCCGCCCCAAUGAACCUGAACGACCCCAGCAUCAUCUUCGCUCAGCCGUCGACGGGACGGGCGGCUGGUGGAGUGGGCGGCGGCCCCGCCAGAGAAAGGGGGCACCCCUGGCACAAUCACCAUCUCAAUCCGGGGCCACUGGUGGGGAACGGCACCGUAAACAAGACAGAUCCUAAUUUCCCAUCUCAGUUUGGCGGUGUGAGUCAGGGCUCUCGGUCCUGGGAUCACAGCAGUGCUGCUCCGUAUUCGCUGUCUCCAUCCUUCAUGCCCUACCGUCUGCCACCCUACCUGCAGCAGCCCAACAAACCCUUCAUCUCACAAGGUUCUGUGGUGACAAAUCAACAUUACCCGCUGAUUCAACACGGUCGGCACGGCAAUCUCAACUACAUUCAACAGAAGAAAUGAAGAAAGACACUUUGUAAACCAAUGCCCAAGGUCCUUAUAGAAAAAAAGAGACUAACUUUGCAUCAUUUGGGAACUUUUUAAAAUGAAUUUUA
Molecule: messenger RNA, 1751 nt
Organism: Sinocyclocheilus anshuiensis
Lineage: Eukaryota; Metazoa; Chordata; Actinopteri; Cypriniformes; Cyprinidae
Product: terminal uridylyltransferase 4-like
Exons: 11
Coding region: 1-1659 (552 amino acids)
Molecular function (GO): zinc ion binding; RNA uridylyltransferase activity; nucleic acid binding
Source: RefSeq, a predicted model, not a curated record